AUGACAGAUAUUGUCAAAGCCGGCUGGUUAUUCCGCCGUACAACGGUAUUAAAAAAUUGGAAACGUGAAUGGUUCAUAUUGACAAAUGAUGCACGUCUUCGACGUAUGUCAGAUCCUGCUAAACAAUUCGAUAAAGCUGAUGAUGUAUUUCAAUUGAGUCGUUGUCGAGAAUUACGUAUUGGCACCACACAAGUACCAUAUAAUAUUGGUCCACCAGAGGAUGCAACUCGUGAACAAUUGAUGCAACUUGUACCAGGUGAAGGUGAUCCGUGGACUUUAUGUGCUGAAUCAACCGAUGACCUACUUGCAUGGCAAACAUCAUUUGACGAUGUUCGACAAUUACAUAUUGAACGCUUGCAACAACAACAAGCUCAACUGAAUAACAUACGAUUUCCGCCUGGUCGUUACGAUUUUGCGCAUUAUCCGGGUGUUUAUCAAGGCAAUUUUCCACAUCAAGUUUAUCGUGCACCGGAUGGAUCAACACAUACAGUCAUAUUUGUUGAACGAGGAGCACGUUAUAAUGGAGGUUCUGGCAUAGCGACAGGCGCUCUUGCUGGUAUGGCUAUUGGAUCACUGAUGUGGUGGCCAUUCUUUAUGUUUCCAUUAAUGUGGUGUUGA
Molecule: messenger RNA, 618 nt
Organism: Rotaria socialis
Lineage: Eukaryota; Metazoa; Rotifera; Eurotatoria; Philodinida; Philodinidae
Source: the annotation of a GenBank genome assembly